This is a messenger RNA of Kwoniella mangroviensis CBS 8507, 315 nucleotides long. RefSeq lists its product as uncharacterized. Bases 1 to 315 code for a protein of 104 amino acids. Lineage: Eukaryota; Fungi; Basidiomycota; Tremellomycetes; Tremellales; Cryptococcaceae. The transcript is spliced from 3 exons. The record is from RefSeq and is a predicted model, not a curated record.
AUGAGCAAAUCAGAUUCCAACCACCUUAUCGGCCCUCAAAAGUACUUUUCUGAGCAGCUUGAUAAAUUCAAGCCAGGUCAUCCUGAACAUCAAAAGAUGAUGGAACUAUCGAAAGACUUAGAAUUGAUUAGGCAGGAAUUACACAAAUCGAAAGCAAGCACCAUACCUCGCAUCAGGCAUAGCACCCUUCCGAAAAAGCUGGUAGCCAGCAGAGAUAUGGUUGAGAUGAUUGAUCUGACGGAUGAUAGUCUAGAGAGUUCCGAUUCGGAGGGUGAUUGCGAGGAAAUAAUGGACCAGCUGGUGGCGUAUUUAUGA